AUGGCUCCCAGACUGCGCAACGCGCUCGGCCUUUCGCGUCAACUGGACGUCAGUGCCGUGUUCUACUGCCCGUCGUGCGCAAUCUGGCGACGAACAUUGUCGACGCGGAACCUCGACAAAACCAACACUCUUCGUCGCAACGCCCGACCCCAGAACACGAUCACAGCACCUAGUCCUCGGGCAUUUACGAGCUCGACCGUCAUAACUGCGAAGAGCGUUCCGCCACGUUUCAAGGAACUACAUGCAGCCCUUGAGGGGGUCAAAGAUGCCUCUUUGGAGCAAGUAAACCUCAGCAGACUCCAACUUGCGCUACGGGGGUUGGAAACCGAGGCACCUCUUAUCAGGGUAGCCGUCCUAGGUCUGAACGAUGCGACCUCCGCCCGAAAACUUGUCAGGCUAUUGCUUGCAGACCCAUUGACACCAAGGGCAAACUGGGAAGACAUUCUGGAGUCAUACGAUGCCGAUACAUCCCGCGGGCUUUUGAUCAGAUACGGCGAAACUUCAGAAUCUAUUCCCAACGACCUACUCCCGACGAUAUCGGUCCCAUCACCUAUACUCAAGGGGGGCAACUUGGAACUUCUUGUCAGCACCCUUGGCUCGGAGGAUGGUCAAAAUGCUGCUACAUUCAACGCCGACACUUUCCUUGUCCCCACGGUGACCAUACAGACCUCUCACUCGGGUCGACAUAAUGCCGUUCGGUACCCGGUGCACCGCACCAUUGUUUGCGGGAGUGGAGUUGAUGGAUUACUCUCAUACAGUACCAUGAUCGGCCGAUCAAACCUGAAGAAUGAGGUAUCUUCAAUCCGGGGAGCCAUCGAGCUCGCCGUUGCGGAUCAAAAAUCUACCAGCGAACGCAUCUCCCUAGUUGAUACCGAUCGCGCUAAUUCGGCAUUGAACAAAUUCCGCGAGUCCGUUGACCAUGCUCGCGACUACGAACGUGGGUGGAAUGGCAGUGGCGUGCAGCCACUUAUCGACUGGCUGGCAGACUCCUCCAACACAUCUUCUGGGAGCACUAUGAACCCGACAUUGCUUCCUCUGGUAGAGUCUAUUAUCGAUUCGGCAGAUGCAAGCGUGCUCGCCCGGGAUGCCAAAGCCCUCCACGACCAGACAGCCGGCAUAGCUCCCGAAGAGAUCCGAUCCAAGUUGGACCGCGGUAUCACCACGUGGGCAGAGCGUGCUCACUCUGAACUCCGAAGCUCAUUGGAAGAAGGCCUAGCUAGCCCACGCUGGCGUGGCCUCGCGUGGUGGAAACUUUUCUGGCGUGUUGACGAUGUCAGCAUGAUUACAUCUGAGAUUUUGGACAAGCGAUUCCUGCGUCGCGCCGAGCAAGAAGUCAUCUGGGCCUCGGGCAAGUACCAGCAGGCCGGUCUGUUGGACGAACGCUCGCCCUCGAGCCCCGAAGACCUCGCUCCCGCAUCAUGGCCAACCCAGAUCUCCGACCUUCGCACCAAACUCCUCACCACUACCGUACCAUCCCUCCAAUCUCUUGCCCAGAGCCUGGUUCUCUUCAGCGUGUCUACUACCACGUUGACAUCUGCUCUGUCAGCACUCACUUACGUAGGCAUUCCCGCUGCCGGUGUGUAUGAGUCAUGUACUCUUGCGGCGGUUGGUCUGAUCUACUCGAUUCGUCGGCAACAGAAGCGAUGGGACGCCGCUCGCACCUUCUGGGAGGAAGAGGUCCGUGAGGAAGGACGCACCUCUCUAUUGGAAACCGAGGCUUCUCUUCGCGAGAUUGUGCGGACUGGGGGCCAGGCUGUGGAAGAUCUGUCGGAUCCUCGCCCGCGGGAGAAUGUUGCAAGAGCAAGAAAGGCUCUGGAGGAGCUCAAGGUUUAA
Messenger RNA from Penicillium salamii, 1833 nucleotides. The record is from the annotation of a GenBank genome assembly. NCBI's taxonomy places the organism in Eukaryota, Fungi, Ascomycota, Eurotiomycetes, Eurotiales, Aspergillaceae.